UGUUGGUAUAUCCUCUCUUAUUUUGAUAGCCUUGACUGGCCUGCAAGAUCCAUCAAUCUUUGCUUAUGGUUGAAUUCAUUUCCUCAUGCAAGGAAUUAAAUGUUUUGUCCUUUUCCAGCUGCCUCUUUCAAUCUCAGCUCAGUGCAUGCACCUAGGAGUCUGUCGCCUAUCCGGGACGUAGGUUCGGCUUUGAAUUCAUCUACCCCCUCACCCUUGAGCCCUUUAUCAUGGCGAGGGUGGAGAUUAGGCACCUCUGCCAGCCCUAUGUUCAUUGGUUGAAGUUGCCCAACAUUUUGAGAUCUUUGUCAAUGAAUCCAAGACUAUGGAGUCUCGACACCACCAUAUAGCAUAUAAAUCUUUGGAGUUACAUUACUACUCGGCCAGGCCCAAUUCGGUGAAAUCAGUUUAAUGACGAAAGGACAAGGAAAGAAAACAAAAAACCCUCCUUAGACCUCUAGGCUCUGUGCCUCUUCUCACCUGCCACUUCCUUUCUUCUGGCUUUCUAACCAAAGAGACAGUGACCCUCUAAAAACCCAUCAAAAUAUUCUUCCAAGAUAUUAACAGAAGAAAACAAGACUUGGAAAGAUGCAUUGACGGAAUUUUCUGUAGAGAAUAUGGAAUUUAUACAAUAACCUUUCUGUACAGAAAAUUCUAACAACGCAUCUUUGCGCACGCUUUGGGUGGUUAUAAUUGCGCGAGUAUCAGGUGUUACAAUUCUUGAAAGAAAGUAGAUUCACAUAAGAAAACAAGAUUUUGUUGCAUUGCAUAACAAACGCCAAAACAAAGUAUAUUCGAGGUUAACCUCUGCUCUCCAUAUUUUCCUGACAAUUUGGACCGAUUUCCCUUCUUUUACGUCCUUUUUUCUGCUUAGGCAUUUACAUUUUGGGGAUUUUCUUUGUUUCUUGAUUCCAAAACUCUGACUAGAUUGAUUGGGAUAUUGUGUUCAUUUUUUUUUUUAUAUAUUUUAGUUACUUCAGCGGAGCUUAGUAACUACAUUUCGGUCCCUGGAAGGUGGUGUGAAGAUCAAACCUAAUGGAAGGAUUUGGGGAUGAGAAUGCCUCAGUGGUGUCACCUGUUGCUCGAUGGGAACAUGAUGCAUGGAGGAUGUAUAGAUUUUAUCUGGAUAAGGCUACACCUCAUGCUGUCUAUAGGUGGAUUGGGACUCUUGUUAUAGUGGCUGUCUAUUGUUCACGACUUUAUUACGUUCGAGGGUUUUACAUCAUUGUUUAUGGGCUCGGGGUAUACAUAGUGAAUUUGCUAAGUGGGUUUUUGUCACUUCUGGUUGAUCCUGAACAUGAACAUGCAGAUGGUCCUUUGCUUCCGACAAGUUGUUCCGAUGAAUUCAAGCCACUCAUCCGCCGGCUUCCAGAGUUCAAAUUCUGGUACUCCUUCACAAGAGCAUUCAUCAUCGCUUUUGCGAUGACAUUCUUUCCAGUGUUUGAUGUUCCUGUCGUUUGGUCUGUAUUGCUCUGUUCCUGGACUCUUCUUUUUGUCGUUACAAUGGGGUGCGAAAUUAGAAACUUGAUCAGAUACAAGUGUAUCCUAUUCAACAUUGGAAAGCAGAGAUACAGUGGUAAGAAAUCACCUGCAAGUACCAAUGUUUCCUGCAUGGCCUGAAAGCUUGGUUGGUUCAUGGGGGCACUAAGACAAGGACG
This is a messenger RNA of Populus euphratica (Euphrates poplar), 1655 nucleotides long. RefSeq names its product protein RER1A-like. The coding region runs from base 1033 to 1617 and encodes 194 amino acids. Gene Ontology annotation, biological process: protein retention in ER lumen; retrograde vesicle-mediated transport, Golgi to endoplasmic reticulum. The transcript has 4 exons. Gene Ontology annotation, cellular component: Golgi membrane. Lineage: Eukaryota; Viridiplantae; Streptophyta; Magnoliopsida; Malpighiales; Salicaceae. The record is from RefSeq and is a predicted model, not a curated record.